Thlaspi arvense is the source of this 831-nucleotide messenger RNA. Lineage: Eukaryota; Viridiplantae; Streptophyta; Magnoliopsida; Brassicales; Brassicaceae. The record is from the annotation of a GenBank genome assembly.
AUGAAUUUAUACUUCACUAGAAUCAAGCUGGGGUCGCCACCAAAGGAAUAUCAUGUUCAAGUUGAUACAGGAAGUGAUAUCCUAUGGAUCAACUGCGUUCCCUGCCAAAAAUGUCCCUCGAAAACUAAUCUGGGUUUCAGUUUAUCAUUGUAUGACGCGAAAGCUUCUUCGACUUCUAAGAAGGUUGGCUGCGAAGAUGAAUUUUGUUCUUUCAUAUCGAAUUCAGAUAGUUGUCAACCCACUAUCGGAUGUAGUUAUCACAUUGUGUAUGCGGACGAAAGCACAAGUGAGGGGAGCUUUAUAAGGGACAACUUAACACUCGAACAAGUUACCGGAGAUCUUAAAACCGGACCACUUGGGCAAGAAGUGGUAUUCGGGUGUGGUAGUGAUCAAUCUGGACAACUUGGGAAAUCUGAGUCAGCGGUUGAUGGUGUUAUGGGAUUUGGACAAGCAAAUACCUCUGUGCUUUCACAACUAGCUGCCACAGGGGACGUGAAAAGAGUCUUUUCGCAUUGCUUGGAUAAUGUGAAAGGAGGUGGGAUUUUCGCGGUUGGUGUUGUGGAUUCUCCAACUGUUAAAACGACCCCUAUGGUACCUAAUCAGAUGCAUUAUAAUGUUAUGUUGAUGGAUAUGGAUGUCGAUGGUGUUCCUCUUGACCUUCCACCAAGUAUUGUCAGGAACGGAGGAACAAUUAUUGACAGUGGUACAACUUUGGCUUAUUUACCACAGGCUCUUUACGAUUCCUUAAUAGAAACGAUCACUGCUCGUCGACCUGUUAAACUACACAUAGUAGAAGAAACUUUCCAGUGUUUCAGCUUCAGUAAAGAGUAA